Molecule: messenger RNA, 2718 nt
Organism: Patiria miniata (bat star)
Lineage: Eukaryota; Metazoa; Echinodermata; Asteroidea; Valvatida; Asterinidae
Product: glutathione hydrolase 1 proenzyme-like
Exons: 12
Coding region: 421-2274 (617 amino acids)
Biological process (GO): glutathione catabolic process
Cellular component (GO): plasma membrane
Molecular function (GO): glutathione gamma-glutamate hydrolase
Source: RefSeq, a predicted model, not a curated record
UCUUAUAAUGCACAACUACACAUGUAGUUGUGAUCGUCAAUAAUUGAAAAGAAUUCUCAUUAUUUUGUUGAACGCCAGUUGGUGCAUUGGAGCGUUUCAUAAAGCAUGUGGAACCCCCAAUUUGUGUGCAGUACAGUGCUAGCCCCAAUGAGUGACCUUGUGACCCAAUUGUCCACUACUGCAAUAAAUUGGUAGGGGGUCUGCAGUAGAGACUUGAAGCACGUGUUGUUGCGAGGGCCUAAGGGACAAGAUGAUUGAUUGCCAGAAAGGAAUUUGCUGACAUUUUUGUUACUAACAAAAGUGGAGAGGCAUGAUCAUUACUAGAGCUGCUUUAACAUUAUACUGGUCGUCACGGCUUUCCCCAGCUGAAAAGUGCAGCCUAUGCGGCCUUGACACCUCUUGGAAGGAUCGUCGUACGCCAUGUCGAGAAAACGUUGUAUUUUGGGCGCCUGUGUGGUAGUUGUAGUUAUCCUGGCUGCUGUAGGCCUCACCCUGGGCCUUACGCUGGGCCUCCGGGAUAAAGAUGACACAUCUCCGCAGGUUGGCCAAACUCCGGCCAGCACGGCAGCACCGAGCGUGACGAGUCCACCCUUCCCGACGGGCUUGGGGGUUUACCGACGGGCAGCCGUGGCUACAGAUUACGGUCCGUGCUCGGAGAUGGCAAGGGACAUUCUUCAAGACGGUGGAUCGGCAGUGGAUGCAGCCGUAACAGCCACCCUGUGCCUGGGCGUGGCUAGUCCGCAGAGCUCGGGGCUCGGCGGGGGGCUGUUUAUGGUCAUCUACGGCAGAAAUGGCUCUACGGAGACUAUCAACGCUUACCAAACAGCUCCAGCCGCAGCAGACUUUGAUAUGUUUGUGGACGACACAGAUCAAGCCAACUACAGAGCAAGAGCCAUAUGUGUACCGGGUGAGUUGGCGGGAUUGUGGGCAGCACAUCAAAAGUACGGAGUACUGCCGUGGAAGCAGCUCGUUACACCGGUCAUUAAUAUGGCUGAACAUGGCUUUCCGCUCGCAUGGCAUACUGCGUACUGCCUGAAAAUUCUUCAGAAAAAAUUCAACCGAUGGCCGAUUCUUAGAGAGCUGUACACGAAGCCCGACGGAUCAUUGAUGGAGUCGGGAGAUAACAUCACAGCACCUGCUGGUCUGGUGCAGACGCUCCGUGCAAUCGCUGAAGGGGGCGUUACGGCACUGUACGGUGGAGACGUGGGUCGGAAACUUGUCCAAGAUGUCAGAGACCAAGGUGGAAUAAUGACUUUGGAAGAUUUGACCAGUUACAACGUCACUUGGGAAGAUCCCGUCGUGUUAAACAUGGGGGAAGGCCAACGUCGUGUAAUGUCCACACCGGUUACAUCUAGUGGAAACCUUGUGCAGUUUACUGUCAGCAUUAUGGACGAGUGUAACUUGGCUAGCGUGAACCUCAGCUCGUACGAGGGCAAACUGAAAAUGUACCACUAUUUCAUAGAGGCUAGCACGUUUGCUAUCGGCCUGAGGUUGCACUCGGGAGAUUUCGGCAAAGCGGAAACUAAAAAAUCUGUAGCUGCUUUGUCGUCCAAGGAGUACGCCCGGACGAUCUGUUCCAAGAUCAACGAAACCUACGUUACGUAUCCCUCCGGUCGGGAUUACGACACUUUCAAUGACCUUCCCGAGACCUCCCGAGCAGACCCGGCGCUAGAGCAAGCAGAUGAAGGAGAAGCUGUGGACACAAUGAAUGGAGAUACAAGUCACCUGAGCGUCUAUUCUGAGCAAGGGGAUGCUGUGUCGAUGACUACAUCAGUAGGACGAUAUUUUGGUAGUCGAACCUUUUCCAACCAGACCGGAAUCUUCCUCAAUGGCCACAUGGGUAACCUCUACUACAACGGCCGGUCACCGUCAUGGGAGGCUAACAGACUGGCUCCGGGCGCCCGGGUUAUGUCUACCAUGAGCCCCUCUAUCAUUGCUGAUGAGGGCGGAGCCUUGGGAAUCAUCGGGUCGUCGGGAGGUCUGAGAAUUAUCUCUACGAAUGCAUGGGUGCUGCUGCGUUCUCUCUGGGGAAGUGAGUCGCUGUCGGAGAUGAUCGAUUCUCCCAGGGUUUAUCCCUACAGAAGUGUCUCUGUCAGCCGUACUUACUACGAAAAGGACUUUCCUGAGGAUCUUGUCGAAGGGCUGAAGGCCAUGGGGCACAACAUGGUUUCCACCUCGUCCUUCGCUGCUGCCCAGGGCAUACUCCGUGGACCCGGGCCGGUUAUCCAGGCGCACUCGGACCGACGUAAACAUGGAUAUCCCGCCGGUUACUAACCAACCAUUCUUCCUGCCUCGUCCCCGGGGUUUACCUUAUUUCAACCUCGUUUCUAAUGGUAUACUGCUGGGUGUGAAACUCAGUGUUGUAGUAGAGUACUUUUCCCCCGAGUACCGAGUACUGCCGAAUACUAAUAGGUUACCGAGUGCAAGUACUUGGCCCAGGCCCAGUCAGACCUAUACACAAACCCACUCACGGCUAGCUGUUAAAUGUGUUUUUUUUCCGGACGCGCACAAAGAGAAAAACCCAAACUUCGAUUUCUUGGCAAGCCAAUCAAGCCAACCAUUUCCAACUGAAAGUAUAUCGCUAAUAACGUAAUAAGGCUGUAGUAAGUCAAGCUAUACCAAUUUCUUUCUAGUACUGCUAUUCGAGAACGAGUACUUUGAUGAUCGAGUACAUUUUCGACACGUCGAGUAUACGAGUACUUUGCUGCCCGAGUGCGA